ACGCGCGCCACGUCCGGGCGGCCGCCUCGACUGCUCCAGGGGCCGAAGCGUCCCUUCGGCGCGGCUCGGUCGGGGACCCAGGGGCCUGCGCUGCGCCCGCCUCCCUGGUGGAAGAGCGCCCCUCCCGCACGUGAUCUGAGCCCCGAUUUUUUUUUUUUUUUUUUAAGUUUUAUUUUCCGUUUUCUCCGAGCCGCGUCCUGGGGACGACCCCGUGCAGGGAGCGAUGCUCUGCUCCUGGACGGUGCUCCUGCUUGGGCCGCUGCAGCUCUGCGCGCUCGUGCGCGGCGCCCCGCAGGCUGCGGGCCAGCAGCAGCCCCCGCGCGAACCGCCGGCCGCCCCGGGCGCCUGGCGCCAGAGGAUCCAAUGGGAGAACAACGGGCAGGUGUUCAGCCUGCUGAGCCUGGGCGCCCAGUACCAGCCUCAGCGCCGUCGCGACGCGGGCGCCGCCGCCCCGGGGGCCCAGCGCGCCGCCGGCCCGCAGCAGCGCACGCCGGUGCUGCUGCUGCGAGACAACCGCACGGCCGCCGCCAGCCGCCCCCGGCCCCCCGGCCGCCACUGGUUCCAAGCCGGCUACGCGUCGCCCGGGGCCCGCGACGCCGGCGCCUCGCGCGCUGGCAACCGGACGGCGCAGGGCGAGCCCCCGGCGCUCAGUAACCUGCGGCCGCCCAGCCACGUGGACCGCAUGGUGGGCGACGACCCCUUCAACCCCUACAAGUACUCGGACGACAACCCCUAUUACAACUACUACGACACGUACGAGAGGCCCCGGCCGGGGAGCAGGUACCGGCCCGGCUACGGCACCGGCUACUUCCAGUACGGUCUCCCGGACCUGGUGCCCGACCCCUACUACAUCCAGGCGUCCACGUACGUGCAGAAGAUGUCCAUGUACAACCUGAGAUGCGCCGCCGAGGAGAACUGCCUGGCCAGUUCAGCAUACAGGGCAGAUGUCCGAGACUAUGACCACAGGGUGCUGCUCAGGUUCCCCCAACGAGUGAAAAACCAGGGCACGUCAGAUUUCCUACCAAGCCGACCGAGAUACUCCUGGGAGUGGCACAGCUGUCACCAGCAUUACCACAGCAUGGAUGAGUUCAGCCACUACGACCUGCUGGAUGCCAACACCCAGAGGAGGGUGGCUGAAGGUCACAAAGCCAGCUUCUGUCUGGAGGACACCUCCUGUGACUAUGGCUACCACCGGCGAUUUGCAUGUACUGCCCACACGCAGGGGCUGAGUCCCGGCUGCUACGACACCUACGCUGCAGACAUUGACUGCCAGUGGAUCGACAUCACAGACGUCCAGCCCGGCAACUACAUUCUGAAGGUUAGCGUCAACCCCAGCUACCUGGUGCCUGAGUCGGACUACACCAACAACGUCGUGCGCUGCGACAUUCGCUACACGGGCCAUCACGCGUAUGCCUCGGGCUGCACAAUUUCACCGUACUAGAAAGCCAGCCCCAACUCCCAACGGAUAAAUCAGUGCCUGGUGUUCUGAAGUGGGGAAAACGUAGAUAAGCUUCAGUGGGAUGAUGUAUUUUGAAAAAGGACAGAGAUCAACAAGGGAAUUUUUGUUGGGCCCGCUUGACAACAAAGCACAUAACUGGAUUUUGAACAUUUACAUCAACAUUAUUUGGGAAGCUUCUAAUAUUAUUCACAGUACGUCAUGAAAUAACACAGCGUUUCAAUUCUGUAGUUGCAUACUUGGCUUUCUCAAAGAACCCCACAUUUCUUACGCUUCUUUUGUAAUUAUUAAUAGUCACGGAUGAGCCAAAAUUACUUUGAACUGAAAAAUGUUCUGAAGUGCUGGGACUUCCGCGGAUCAGCCUGUUAACCGGCUGAUGUAUGUCCUAGCCUAGGUUAACUGAGAAAUGAUGCUCCUACCGCAUACGCCGAUGCAUUUGGUGCUGAGGAAGGAACACAUUCCCAUCGGUGUCAAGAAAUGUACUAUAUAGCAGAGAAAUGGCAGUGUAUGUAUUCAGAUAGCUACAGCCCUCUAUCAAAGUUACGUUUACAUUUUAAAAUCCAUAGAUAGUGUAAUUGCUGUCGAGUGCACGACCUCAUCCUGACGUGGAGUGAACCAAGUAACGGGCCGCCCGGCUCCUGUCAGGCGUUAAGUGAUGCUGCCUCCACUCUGUUUUCCCAUGGGCAGAGGUACUUUGGGUGGCGUCCUUACAGUUACCCUCCUGGGGCCGAUGACACACGGAGAGCUGUGUAACUGGGAAGUCAUUGUGAUGACGGAUGUGAUGAAUCGAGAGAUGCUGUGCCUCUCAGCAUAUCAGAGUCUUCACCGAACGAAUCUCCUUGCUCACAGAAAAACCAUGCAGACAAGCCCCCCACACCACAGCUGUCUCUCAAAUACUUAAAAAAUAAUAAUGGAAAACAUCUGGGCAUUUUCAAGGUUUUUUUUUUUUAAUGUUCAGCUUUUAAAAAGAGAACUGCUAAAAAUGAUUAAAUUAUUCAGACUCGAUGACAGUGUGUGUGCUGUGCUCUUAAGACGUCAAACCACGUUGUCCAGCAACCAGUCGCACCCGUUUGUGUGUGUCUGGAAGAUAGUCUGAAUUAACAAAGCACGUGGCAUUACCUACUAGGGAUGAUAAGCGAGGGGGAAGAAUACUUUCUGUAACACCAAGGACUGUGCUGCAUAAGGAGACAGUUGUGAUUUUGUUUUAAACUGUGAAGCCACGAAAGAAUCUGGAGAUUUUUCUCUUUUGCCUAAAUUCAAAAGAUGUGUAAAGAAUUCUAAUCAGACUUUUAAGUGAAUGGUGCUGAAGCAAACGUUUUUCCUACGUUAACAGGUCUUAAAGUCUCAAGGUAUUUCCAGUGCCAGAACAGGGUAGGCAGAAUUCUCAGAGAGACUUGGUAUCCCGUCUUAUUUGUUGCAAGAGUGGUCGAGUCGACACCAGUGAUGAGCAGUGAUGUACCCUCACUGGGUGCAUCCGUGGUGAGAGCAGCCAGAGACGGAGAGUCGUGGGGGCAGUCAGCGGGACACCUGGUCCUCCUGGCCAGGGCACAUGUUUCCAGCAGAGAAUACAGAGGGCUAGUCUCUGAGCUGUGGAAUGGCUUCUUUGAUGUACCUCUUCGGCUUACAUUGCUUCUUAGUUUUAAGAUUGUAGAGUGCUCCUUUCAAAUGAUAAUCUUUUCUAAUAGAGGUAUUUUAUGUUAUUUGCUUUAAAAAAAAAAAAAAGCAACCAAAAACUACUGUCAGUAUUAAUACUGAGCCAGACUGGUGUCUGCAGAUAUCACAUCCAUCUUUUCAUUAAGAUUCUUACCCUGUAUUGAAAUCUAGCCAACAUCAUGGCCUUUGGCUCCAUAGCAGAAGACACAUUUAUCACCAUUCUUUAUACCUCUUAUCUGUCCAUCCAUCAUCAUUUGAGGGUCUAAUAUAUGCCAGACACACACCUGCUAGGCAUUGAGACGUAGAAAAGACAUGCUAACUUCUGUCACUUUUCUUUAAAUGUCAUUAUGAUCCAUAAAAUUCAUAGGAUUUUUACAAAAAGCACAUGUCUUUAACAUUUUAGUUAUUUUUCAUAACCAUUCAUUUAAAAAUAAACAUUAUCAUAUGCA
Lepus europaeus (European hare) is the source of this 3558-nucleotide messenger RNA. RefSeq names its product lysyl oxidase (gene LOX). The transcript is spliced from 7 exons. The record is from RefSeq and is a predicted model, not a curated record. Gene Ontology annotation, molecular function: copper ion binding; protein-lysine 6-oxidase activity. NCBI's taxonomy places the organism in Eukaryota, Metazoa, Chordata, Mammalia, Lagomorpha, Leporidae. The coding region runs from base 224 to 1441 and encodes 405 amino acids. Gene Ontology annotation, biological process: peptidyl-lysine oxidation.